CUUCCACUGAUCUCCAGUGAGGAUGGAGCAGGAGGAAGGAUAAGGAAGCUUUUCUUUCCCAGGUCACAGUCAGUCGGGUUUCAGCCACCUGCGGCGCGUUCCUGCCUCCCUGGGGCUGAAGUUCUCAGUGGACUUAUCGAAUCGACUGGACAAAUCGCUUCUCGCUUGUGAAACUGUGACCUGGCGCACUCUUGCGUCCUCAGCAUGGCCUUCAGUUUGUCUCUGCGGCGCGCGGCUGGCCGCGUCGCGUCGCCAGGCGCGCGCUCAGGAGGACGGUGGCAUGUGUUGUUGACGCCUCUUCACUCUCGCCGGGACGGAUCAGAGGACGCACGCCCAGCUGACGAGGAGAAUUAAGCGUUCCGUGAGGAGGACAGCUUUCUAAUCUCUGAUCUGCGGGAUUACACCUCUGAUGGACGGGUCUUAGCGCGGCUCCGCGGGGUUUGGGCCAUUUGGACCGCUCUUUACGCGCACGGCGCGCCGCUUUUACGCCUUCAUUUUUUUUUUUUGCGCUUCAGGAAUUUGCACAAUGGAUUAAUUCCUCAUCGGUUUUAGUCCAGUUUUGUAUCAUUUCUGCACCCGACACGAUUGAGGAUUAAUAAAGGACCCGCAUGAUGCUUCAGGAUGGUGAUCUUUUGGUCAGUGGAGCGCGCAGCCGUGCGUUGGAUUAGGAGCCUGCGACUUUCCACCGCACCUGGGCGAAGCGCCCGCUUGUUCCCCUGAGACUCUCGGACUUGUUUUCCGCCUGUUGACGCGCCGGGAUGGAAAGCGAGCCGCGGCCCAGGCUGUGUUACCUGACCAAAGGAGAGCGCGGGUACGGGUUCCACCUGCACGGCGAGCGCAACAAAGGCGGACAGUUCAUCCGCAAAGUGGACCCCGGGUCCUCGGCCGACAUGGGCGGGCUGCGCGCCGGAGACCGGGUGGUGGAGGUGAACGGGGAGAACGUGGAGAACGACUCUCACCACCAGGUGGUGAACCGAAUCCGCGAAGUGCCUCACCGCACCCGGCUGCUGGUGGUGGACCGGGAGACGGAUGACUACCUCCGGAGCCGCGGCGUGGCCUGCACGGAGGACCUGGCCAUCGAGAUGGGCACCCUGUCCCCUCGCCCCUCUCCCAUGCAAACCCCCUCGGUCUCUCCCAUCCCCAGAGACGGCUCGCCUCUCCACAGAGCCAAGGCCAACCACACACUCUCGCUCCAGCACCCUGCAGCCGAGCCCCCCGCCGCCAUGGCCGCUCGGGACAAGGUCAAGAGGUCUUCAGUGACUUCAAGCACAGCCACAGACCCAGAGCUGCCGGCUGAGCCGUCGCCUGAGCCCGCCGUGGAGCGCGUGCCCCGCCUGUGCCACCUGGUGAAGGGAGAGCACGGCUUCGGCUUCAACCUGCACAGCGACAAGCAGAAGCGCGGCCAGUUCGUCCGGGUCGUGGACGCCGAAUCGGCCGCUGAGGGCGCGGGCAUGCGGGUCGGGGACAGACUCGUGGAGGUGAACGGCGUGGCCACAGAAGGCCUGAGGCACUCAGAGGUGGUGGCCCUCAUCAGGACUGGGGGAGGGGAGGUGCGCCUCCUCGUGGUCGACCCGGAGACAGACGAGCUGUUCCAGAGGCUGGGGAUCACACCAACCUCCAGCCACAUCAAAGAGGUCUAUGUGGACGACGACACAGAGGCGGAAAUCUCCCAGCCGACCCCGUCCCCGCCCCCCGAGCCCCCUGAGCCCCCCGAGCCCCCCGCCACACAUCCACCCGUCAUAAACGUCACUCUGACAAACUCGCCCGUCUCGACCCCGUCGCCCAAACCUCGAACCAACGGAAGCUCGGCGUCGCAGUCCUCCAGGAGUUCCACCACGCAGUCAGAGAUCAGCAGCUCAGACAUGAGCAUCCAGGUCCCAGAUGAGGAUGAGCGGCGCGUUUCAGACCCUUUCCUGGACAGCGGCCUCCGUCUGAGUCCCACCGCAGCCGAGGCCAAGCUGAAGGCCCUGGCAGGUCGCAACAAGAAGAGAGCGCCUCCUAUGGACUGGAGCAAGAAACAACAGAUCUUCAGCAACUUCUAGAUUGGAGAAGAUCAGGAAAACAGUUGAAGUCAGGCUGACAUCGAGCGACAAAACACCCUUCAUCCCUCUCUCAAAGGUUUGGACAUGGGAAGAGUUUUAAAGGAAGUUAAAAGGAGGAAAGAGGUUGGUAGGAACAUUUGUAAAAUGUUCAGACUCCAUUCAGUGUGAAAAAACCCAUAAUAUAUCAGAUAGUAUUCUCUAGACCUCCACUUAUCAGUAUGUUGGAGAACAUGUUCUCUGGAUGUGUCUCGCUGCUUUAAACAGACAUUAAUGACCGGUAGGGCUUUUAUCAAGAGACUAAAAUAUGCAAACGAUGACCGGAGGAGACCAAGUGUUUCUUUUCAUUGAGUCAUGAUCAUUUCAGGGCCAAGAGUCGGACUGCGAGCUCCUCCACAGCCAUUCUCCUGUAGCAAUGUCUGUCAGCGUCUCUUCUCAGACAGAGAUAUUAUUUCCUGAUGUAGCAUUUUUAGAUUUUCUCUCACUUUCCUUUGUUUUCAGUCCAAAGCAUCUCAGUUCAGUCUUUGAAUAGGCAUCGAUGUAUUUAUCUGAUUCCCAGAUUAGAAACCAUGUAAAUUUUAAUCACAUGGGGAAAAAUGGGAACGAUUAAAUUAUAAGAUAAAUGAUGUUUGAUCACCUCAGUGCUUCUUUUAGCUGUUCCAGAGUGAUUUCUGAGAGGAGAAACAUAUUUUAAAGAGAUUUUAUUCACUAGAACUGAACACUCUCUCAUUACCUGUUAGAUUUCAUUUUUUUUUUUUUCUCCAGUGUACUUGACUGUAAUCUCUCACAAUGUGAAAUAAAGUUUCAAAUGAUAAGCAAAAUA
Messenger RNA from Salarias fasciatus (jewelled blenny), 2862 nucleotides. Its product is annotated as Na(+)/H(+) exchange regulatory cofactor NHE-RF2-like. Gene Ontology annotation, molecular function: signaling receptor binding; protein-membrane adaptor activity. The transcript is spliced from 6 exons. Bases 759 to 2042 code for a protein of 427 amino acids. Gene Ontology annotation, biological process: protein localization to plasma membrane. The record is from RefSeq and is a predicted model, not a curated record. Gene Ontology annotation, cellular component: apical plasma membrane. Lineage: Eukaryota; Metazoa; Chordata; Actinopteri; Blenniiformes; Blenniidae.